Lates calcarifer (barramundi perch) is the source of this 1403-nucleotide messenger RNA. Its product is annotated as protocadherin beta-11. Gene Ontology annotation, cellular component: plasma membrane. The record is from RefSeq and is a predicted model, not a curated record. The transcript is spliced from 12 exons. The coding region runs from base 108 to 887 and encodes 259 amino acids. Gene Ontology annotation, molecular function: calcium ion binding. NCBI's taxonomy places the organism in Eukaryota, Metazoa, Chordata, Actinopteri, Centropomidae. Gene Ontology annotation, biological process: homophilic cell-cell adhesion.
CUGCUGGGAAGGAGGAUGAGGUAAACUGCAAACGCCUCUUAACCUGUGAUUCAGGUGAUUGAUUCAGUAUCGGUCGUCAGGCUUUGGGAAAACACGACAGAGCCAACAUGGGCCCAGGUGGUUUGAUUCAGAUUCUCCUUCUUCUUGUUGUCUCCGUUUGUUUGAGUGGCGUUACUGGAAGUCCUAUAGCUGACUCAACCAUAAACUGUGAAGCAGGUGGGAAUAAACCUCUGGGAGCAGUAGAUGAAGGAUACUCAGGGGAUGUGGAGGUGGUGCAUGGUAUCGCACCAGGAAGCGGUGUCAAACUGGUGCCCUACAUCUUCCCCACUCACCUGGAGUUUCUGGAGCUGAGCUUCACACUCGGAGAAACCACUGCAACUGUUCGCACCAAGAAGCCGCUGGACGCAGAUGCACUGGCAUCUAGUGACAGCACCUUGUAUUAUUCUGUCAUGUGUGAUGGUGUUAUUAAGUACAACAACACUCGGACACUGAAAAUCAAUGACCUCAACGACAAUGGACCAGUAUUUGAACAGAAGUCCUACAGCAUCAUCGUCUCUGAGUCACAAGAAGUGAACAGUGAGCUUCUUCGAGUGAAAGCUGUGGAUGGGGACAGUUCCAUAGAAAACAGGACAGUGACAUAUUCCAUUGCACCAACUUCAGAAGACAUUAUGGUGACCAACUCAGGGGCUUUUAUUUUGAAGAGACGCUUGAACUUCAAUUUAGUCCAAAAGUACGACUUCACUGUGACGGCCAAGGAUAAAUGGGAGUUGAAUGACACAGCCACUGUGCUGAUCAGGGUGCAGGACUUUGACAACUUGAACCCAUAUUUCAGCCACAACCUGUACGCAGGCUUUUAUUCAAGAGAAUCAGGCUGGGUCUUUCCGUAGCAUUCUACCAGAGGCAAUAAAGGCCCAGGAUGGAGACACAGGGAUCAACAUGACUAUAAUUUACAGCAUCAGUUCAGUGUCUCCAGACACGUAUCAGCGCAACUUUAACAUCGACUCCAGCAGCGGAGUUCUGUCUGUGGCGACUGCUAUCGACAGAGAGGACAUGAACAGCAGCGUCAUCUCUGUCAGCAUCAAGGCAGCCCAGAGAGACGACAAUUUGAAGACAGCCAAUGCUAUUGUGUCCGUCACUGUUGAGGAUGUGAAUGAUAACGCCCCAGAAUUUGACCAGCCUGACUACUCUGUAACACUCUUGGAAAACUCUCCAGUUGAAACUGUUCUGUUUAAAGCCAUCGUCACCGACCGCGAUCAGGGAGGAUUUGUGGGAACACUGCGGAUCAUUCCAGAAUCUGCUCCUUUCUCUAUCAGCUCUGAUGGGACAGUCAGAGUGAAAAACUCCACGGUUCUGGACAGAGAGACCACUGAUAGCUUCACCUUUCAUGUAAACAAAAUUUCAAA